Molecule: messenger RNA, 2449 nt
Organism: Labrus bergylta (ballan wrasse)
Lineage: Eukaryota; Metazoa; Chordata; Actinopteri; Labriformes; Labridae
Product: cytochrome P450 2J4
Biological process (GO): xenobiotic metabolic process
Cellular component (GO): intracellular membrane-bounded organelle; cytoplasm
Molecular function (GO): oxidoreductase activity, acting on paired donors, with incorporation or reduction of molecular oxygen, reduced flavin or flavoprotein as one donor, and incorporation of one atom of oxygen; heme binding; iron ion binding
Source: RefSeq, a predicted model, not a curated record
AAAUGGGAUUAGUUACUUCUGUUGGUCUCACUACACAGCAGCCUCUACCAUCAGUGUGUGAAUGUGUAGGUAUGGCAUGCGGUGUGAAAGCGCUUUAAGUAGUCAGAAGACUAGAAAAUAAAUAUACAAGCUCAAGUCCAUUUACCAUUUUGUUCACGAGUAUGGGUAAAAUGGAUUGCAGCAUUAAUGCGGCAUUGCGUAGAACUGUCAUGGUGAAGAGGGAGCUGAGCCUGAAGGCAAAGCUCUUGGUUCCCAGGUUGAUCUUCGCUCCAACCACAAACUGUAAAUAUUAUAUAUUAAAUACAGACUAUGGUUCCAAUCCUCACCUGUGGUCAGAAGUUUUGUGAAGUGACCUAAAGAAUUAGAACUGGACUACAAAUGGACUUUCCUCUGGAGGGUGGCUGGGCUCAGCCUUGGAGAGAGGAUGAGCAGCUCUGACAUCCGAAGGGAGCUUGGAGUAGGGCAGCUGCUCCUCUGCAUCGGAAGGAGCCAGUUGAGGUGGUUAGGGCAUCUGAUUAAGAUGCUUCCAGGCUGGGCUGUUCUCCAUCAGCUGCAGAAAACCUCUGAAGAAGGGAAGUAAAAAAGAGGAAUAUUUCAAUUUUGGCCAGUGUCUCCCCGAUACACACACGCUUCCCUGAGGAAACACAGAUCGACCAGUGAGGUGAUUGAACACAAGACAUUUGUUUGAUUUUUUAUAUUGCUGCAGCUCAGAGUCUGAAACAAGCACAGACUAUUGUAAGACACUGACACUGAUCCUGUCCCAGAUAUGGCCCAGGCACAUCCAAAUGGGCAACUGGGAGGAUUUCGGCCUAUGGUUGUGUAGCAUGUUCGUUAAACAGAGUGUAAAAAAUUAUAAUUUUUAGUGGACUGCUUAAGGGAUUAUAUAUCCCGUCUGGCCUGGGAACACCUUUGAAUCCCCCAGGAGGAGCUAGAAAGCGUUGAGAAGAAGGAAGUCUGGGGCGACUUGCUUGCUGCCACUGCGACCCUACCCUGGAUAACUUGGAAGAAAAUUCGGGGAACAAGAUGACUAUUUUGAUGUGACAAAAAAGAAAGGGUUCCUCAUAAAUGCUUCUAUGAAAUUAAAACCCUUCAGUACUGAAACCUUUGGAGUUCCAUUUAAAAGACAGAAUGCUACUCAAACAAACAUUAUAUAUUGCAAUAAAUUAAUAUCUGAUCUUAUGGAUGUGGCAAGGGGCAAUAAGGGUUGGUGUAUAAUAGACAACAAAAAUCUAACUGACCCCACGACGCCACCUGGGGAAUUUCACCCCAGGAAAUAUAUAAACACCUUAAUCAGACAAAAGCAACACAGGUUCAACAACUGAAUCAAGACAGAGACGUGGUUCCAAAAGAAAAUGUAAAUUUAAUGAUUACUGAGACUGCUCCCACUACAAUCGAUAUCAGUUGCUAGCCUGUUUGCAUUAUUUUUUUCUCCAUCUUCUUUACAUCAGAGCAACCAUCAACACAUUUCAGUGAAAUUAAACUCUUUGGGUAGAUGAUAAACCACCAAGAGGUUUCUGGAGCACACGUCCACAAUGUUUUGCCCCAUCUACAACAGCCUGCACCUUUGACUUGUUUAGGUUUCAAUCUACCUCAUGCUUAACUGAUUGCUGCCUCCAUACUCUGUAGAUUUAUAACACGUUCCCCUGGCUGAUGAAGUGGCUGCCUGGAUCUCACAACAAGAUUUUAACUAUGUUCAAAAGGAUCGUUGACUUUGUUGAAAUCAAGGUCAAAGAACACAGAGAUAGUCUAGACCCGUCCUCACCAAGAGACUACAUCGACUGCUUCCUCACAGAGAUGGGAGAGAGAGACGAAAAAGAUUCUAGUUUUGAUAUCGAGAAUUUGUGUUCUUGCACUCUGGACCUGUUUGGUGCUGGAACUGAAACUACUACCACUACUCUACACUGGGGACUGCUGUACAUGAUCUACUACCCUCAAAUACAAGAGAGAGUCCAGGCUGAGAUAGACGCUGUGAUUGGUUCAUCCAGAGCGCCCUCUCUAAAUGACAAAGAAGACAUGCCCUAUACUAACGCAGUCGUUCAUGAGAUCCAGAGAAUGGCCAACAUCAUUCCCCUUAAUGUGGCCCGCAUGGCAACCAAGGACACAACACUCGACAAGUACACAAUCCCAAAGGGCACCAUCAUCAUGCCCACCCUGAACUCGGUUCUUCACGAUGAGACGAUGUGGGAAACUCCACACUCCUUCAACCCUCAACACUUUCUGGAUCGGGACGGCCAGUUUAGGAAGAGAGAGGCCUUCCUUCCUUUCUCAGCAGGGAAGCGUGUGUGUAUCGGGGAGCCGCUGGCUAAGAUGGAAAUAUUCCUCUUUUUUACCUCCCUUCUUCAGAGGUUUUCUUUCUCUGCAGCUGACGGAGAGCAGCCCAGCCUGGAUUUUGUUCUAGGAUUCACUCGCAGUCCCAAACCUUACCGCCUCUGUGCUGUACCCCGAUGAA